AUCAUGAAAAUAAGAGAACUCGAAUCGAUGCUAGUUCUACCUCUGAAAAGAUAACUGCCGAGAAAGUUGAAUGUAUGUUACAUCUUACUAACGCAAUUACUGAAUUGCAGCAGCAAGUAGAAGAUCAAAAUCUAGAGAUAUUAGAAUUGAGAAAGCAAAUAAAUGGCUAUUGUGAAGAGAUUAUUC
Molecule: messenger RNA, 186 nt
Organism: Dentiscutata heterogama
Lineage: Eukaryota; Fungi; Glomeromycota; Glomeromycetes; Diversisporales; Gigasporaceae
Source: the annotation of a GenBank genome assembly